Messenger RNA from Oncorhynchus tshawytscha (Chinook salmon), 516 nucleotides. RefSeq names its product stonustoxin subunit beta-like. The annotation marks the transcript as partial. The transcript has a single exon. The record is from RefSeq and is a predicted model, not a curated record. Lineage: Eukaryota; Metazoa; Chordata; Actinopteri; Salmoniformes; Salmonidae. Gene Ontology annotation, molecular function: protein binding.
CUCACACUGGACCCAAACACAGUAGACAGACACCUCUCUCUGUCUGAGGAGAACAGAAAGGUGACAUGGAGGACAGAGGAGCAGCCGUAUCCUGAUCACCCAGAGAGAUUUGAGGACUGGGGACAGGUGCUGUGUAGAGAGGGUCUGACUGGGCGCUGUUACUGGGAGGUAGAGUGGAGUGGGAUAAUGGGGGCUGGCAUAGGAGUGACAUAUAAAGGAAUCAGCAGGAGAGGAGGGGCUGAGGACUGUCUGAUUGGAUUUAAUGACAAGUCCUGGACUCUUUUCUGCUAUGACAACAGUUACACUGCCUGUCACAAUAAUAAUCCCACUACCAUAGACGUCCCCUCCUCCAGCUCCCACAGAGUAGGAGUGUAUCUGGACUGGCCAGCCGGCACUCUAUCCUUCUACAGAGUCUCCUCUGACACACUGACCCACCUGUACACAUUCACCUCCACAUUCACUGAGCCCCUCUAUCCAGGGUUUCAUGUUCAUGGACUCCUUUGUCCCUGUAAAUAA